Hermetia illucens (black soldier fly) is the source of this 2149-nucleotide messenger RNA. Its product is annotated as dentin sialophosphoprotein. The coding region runs from base 203 to 2089 and encodes 628 amino acids. The transcript has 6 exons. NCBI's taxonomy places the organism in Eukaryota, Metazoa, Arthropoda, Insecta, Diptera, Stratiomyidae. The record is from RefSeq and is a predicted model, not a curated record.
UAAAAACAUAAGUGGGACUUAUAGCUUGAGUGGGAAAUCUUUCUCAAUAAUAUUAUUCGGUUUAAUUGCGGGUGUUUAAGGAAAAACACAAUUGGAUAAUAAGGUUCAGGUCUAUGCUACAAUAACGAAAAUAUGCAAUCUGUCACGGAUAUUCCUAGAGUAAUUGACAGUUCAAAGCAAAUGCAGUCCUGAUUGUGUUGAUAUGAAGUCUUCAACAAACUCACGAAAAGCAUCAAUGAAACAAGAAAAAGUACAAAUUAAAACUGAAAAGGAUGAACUGCAUCCGCUUGCUCACUACGUGGACGACCGUGUUGAGUUAGUGAAACAAAUCUUCUCCUGCUUAAAAACCAAAACUAUUAGAAACUUAGCGCCCGGCUUCCUAAAGGAUAGUCCGAUAGACGAGAUCAAGGAGCUCUGCCUAAAUGAAUUGCUUGGCUUAUCUACGAAACGGCUACUGUCGAUCAUAAACUCAACAAAGUGUCCUACGGAUACCGAAAGUUCCUCAGAUUCGGAUGUUCACAAUGUUGAAGAACAUAUUUCCCUGGAAGAAAUAUCAUCUGACAGUGAAACGGAGAAGAGUCAUGGAGCAAGUAAACCCAAAAAGGCUAAGAAAGAUCAAAUAACAAAAGAACAACAGCAAAAUGACAAUGCGAAAGAUAAAGGCGUGAGUGUUUUGGAGCUCCUCGAAUUACAGGCUCGAGCUCGCGCUAUACGAUCUCAGUUAGCUCUGGAACCAGUUGCAAAAAUCGAAGUCGAUUCGGAUGACUCCACCGACGACGCAUCCCAAUCAACAAGCAAGGUAUCAUCGUCAAGUCGCUCUAAUGAUAAAAAAAUGACCAAUGGCGCUGAACCUUCUGCAGUCCGAAAAACCAAAUCUGUAAAGUUGAAGAGAAACUUCCGGAAAGCUAAUCACGAUGAGGAUACUGAAGAUGUUGAAAAUAAGAAGUCUGAGAAAGACGUCGGCACUGAAAAAAGUGAAAAUUCCAAAGUGGAAAGUGAAAAGAAAGAUCGAGUGGAAGAUGGUGGUGGUGCCAAACAAGAGAGAUCUGCAUCACCGGAUGUGAUAACGAUUCUUCCUAGUCCUGAAACGUUGUGUAUAAGUGAUUCUAGUGACGAAAAUGAUGAUGUGUCAUACCAAAGUUCGUUACGUGAGGAUGCUCGUACAGAGAGGAUUGAAAAGGAAGCAGAUGACCGUCAAAAACAAAGCAGUUCUAAUGACGUCAGUAGCCAGAAAGAACCCAUUGGGGCAGAAGUAGAUAAUUUAAAACAAUCAGAAGCAAAGGAAAAAGAACAGGAGGAAAUUGAAGACGGGGAGAUAAUUGAUAACGAUGGAUCGAUAGCAGCCACUUCGAUAUGUGACACUACAGCAGAAGAAGCGAAGUCACAGCCGACAGCUAACGCUGAGACUGAAGCGUUAGCAAUUAAGAAAGAAAUGCUUCAAUCUGAGGAUAUUGCCCCAAUUGAAGAUAAUGCGAGAAAAGAUUUUAGUAAAGUGGAAACACCGGAAGGAUCGAAAGAAACUGAACAAUCAGGAAGUGUGGGAACGGAUUCAAGCAAGGAAGGCACAGACCAACUUGAUAAGGUUUUACAGGAUCAUAAAGACGAUGACUCAAUACACCAAUGCGAUGAUGUAAUUUCUUUGGGUAACGACGACCUCGAAGAUCUUCAUGAUGAGCAGGAUAGGAGCAAGGACGAAGCUUCCAACAAACCUAGCAUGCCUACUCAUAGCCAUGAGGAGGAUCAAAAGCCAAGCGAAAUCGCUAGUGAACAAAUAGACAAUGACGUUAUAACUCUCGAUAACUCCAGCGAUGAAGAAUCUACUCUCAGUAAAUUCUCCGAAUCAAAUCAGAGUCAAUCUUGGAAUCACAGGUGGCUAAAAAGUAACAGAGUCAGCAAAAUUUUGGCUACAUCUCGCUUGGGCAAUCGACUGCGAGAAAAAAUCAAAAAAUCAAAGAGACAAAGUGAUAAUGUGGAAGAGGAGUCAAAUUUGGAGCAACCGGUAACAGACGAUUUCAAGUCACAGUUUGAGGAAGGAUCUAUUCAACAGUAUGCGGAGAUUUUGAAGAAAAACAAAACUGGAAAGCUUUGAAAAUGUAUGUGUAGUAUAUAUAUGUAGGAAAGUAUUGAAAUAAAUAUUUUUAUGAGAAAA